This is a messenger RNA of Aspergillus alliaceus, 2168 nucleotides long. RefSeq lists its product as uncharacterized. The transcript has a single exon. The coding region runs from base 253 to 1875 and encodes 540 amino acids. The record is from RefSeq and is a predicted model, not a curated record. Lineage: Eukaryota; Fungi; Ascomycota; Eurotiomycetes; Eurotiales; Aspergillaceae.
AAUAAGAGUAUGUAAAGAUACACAAAAUCACGUUACACAACAGGUGAAAAAUACAAUACCAACCGACACUCACCCACUUAACACCCUAAACAGCCCGUAAAAUUGCAAACCAGCACCUCAUUUUUACAUUCCACCGAGUUACAUAGAACCAACUCCGACGACACAAAUCGGGGGAAAGGAGAUCACUCAUAAAACCCAACCCCAACAUCCUGAUCUCCUCUAAUCCCCCUCCAGAAAAAUCCAUAGAGACCAAUGUAUUCCUGGCAUGGUCCGAACCAUCAUCCGGCGGCAAACGCAGCAACGUCAACGCCGGGCCGCAGACUUGAAUCACCCAAUCCUUCACCUCAUCCCUCAUAUCCCAUGUCCCAGCUACGAUGGCCGACGACUAUGCUAUCGCGCUCACAUAAUGCGCACCCCGGUGCGUUGCCGACCCUCUCGUCGAACCUGAGGAUAGAUGCGACGACCGCGGCCCCACCGGGAGGAGGGGCUACUGGUCCUGUUGGUGGUACGGCCGGCGGGACGACCGUUGCCGGUGCAGGGCCGAGGAAUAACACGCCGCAACAUACGCCGGGGGUAUCUGUUGUGGUUGAGUCGCGGGUUCCGGCCGAGUCGAUCGAGAGCUCGGAUAGUGAUCAAUCGGAUGCUGUGAGUGGUGGGCGAGAUGGGGCGGAUGCGCUGGGGGAUUCGGAUUAUGCGCCGACGCAUGGGGAUAUGCUCCGGGAGGUUCGGGAUUCUGGGAGGGGUGGGGAGGAGGGGGCCGCUGGAGCGACGGCUGGAGGAGGUGCGAUGGGCCCCGCAGGGAGGAUUAGUCUGUUGGAUCGGGUGUUGGGUGACGAGGAUAUGGAGAGUAGUGGGAUAGCGGGUGAUACGCCUCGAAAGCAUGGUAAGCGUUUGACGACGCUGGAGGAAGUGUCGUUGUUUAAUAUUUGUAAUCGGCAUGCGGAGGAGUUUGGCCAGCGUAGUAAUCUGUGCAAGUGGUGGAUGACAGUGACAGCGGAGUUUACGCGCGACCAGGGACAUCCGUAUUCGUGGCACUCAGUGCGGCGGAAGGUUGAGCUGGUGACAAAGCAGCGGAUGAAGUUUCUCGAGGAGCAGCGCGAGAAGGGUGGCUCGGGGAAUGACGAUUUAUCGAACCCGCGAUGGCGUGCAGCUGUUGACGCCUGGAUUCCGACAUGGCAGCGCUGGGAGGAGGCAGAGGCAAGACGAAUUGAGAAACGCGACUCGCGCCGGACUCGCAAGAGGAAGGAGAGGUCGUGGGAACCGGUGUGGGAUACGCCGAGCUCGAAUGGUUGGAGACAAACGUCUAGCCCGGCAGUGGACACGGUUCGUGGAAGCCAAAGCCAAAACCAGCUGCCUCCUUCGCAUCCUCCAGCUGUCGCCCCUGCUACGCCGAAUCCAGUCCGACUACCCCCCGGAUUUGAAAACAUGUUUGCAAAUCAACCUUCCAGUUCACCUGGAUGGUCCUCCCAGCAUGCAAAUGCGCCGUCCACUGCACCGUCCGCUGGGGACAAUGGCAUGAUGAGCGCCGUCCUUGAAACGCUAGGGAAGCUGAACAAACAUCUCGACUCUGUGAGUUCAGAACCUCGACCGUUGCCCUUAAUCGCAUCAUUAUCCUCGAACCCAGACUCCCGGCAUCAUGCACCACCUCCUAACCAGCCUCGCCUGGAAGAAGUGGCCUCCAACGAAAGCGAAACAAUAGAGAAAGCCUUGUCCGCAACAGUCAUCAAGCGGCUCAAGGAGGAACUUCGACGGGAGUUGCGUGACGAACUGAGGUCAGAGCUGGAAAAGGACCGGGCGACGUUAGAAGAGAAGUUGGACUCGGUGCAAAGGACGCAGGAUAUGAUUCUUGAGAUGCUGAGACAGGAGCCUGCUUGAUUUCUCUUUGCUUUUCCAUUUGAUGCUUGAUCUUGUUGCUAUGAUACCCAUUGGCGAAACAGCAUAUUCUUUGUUCGAGUACUAUUGCUCUCCUGAAUUACUUCAUGCAUAAACGCUUAUAUACAAUAAAUUUACCAUGGACUCUCGAACAAUCUCCAAUAGUAUAUUCCUAGCGCUAUAGGAGAAUAAUGCAAAAAUAAAUAUAAAUCCCCGGCUAAAUUACAUAGUAAACGUGCAUGGUAAUGCUGCAUAGGAGCCUGCCAAUUUAAAUUUUUUUAUACUUCUUCAGUCAU